Molecule: messenger RNA, 717 nt
Organism: Emiliania huxleyi CCMP1516
Lineage: Eukaryota; Haptophyta; Isochrysidales; Noelaerhabdaceae
Exons: 1
Coding region: 1-717 (238 amino acids)
Molecular function (GO): hydrolase activity
Source: RefSeq, a predicted model, not a curated record
AUGCUCAGGCACCGGCUGCACCCAGAGCGCGCUGGUGGUGGCCGUGCGUGCCCCGGCGCUGCUCCUGCCCUCCUCCUCCUCCUCCACGGCACAGGCGACACCGAGGAGGGCCUGCUUCCUCUAGCGACGCUGGCGCCGGAGGGCACAGUCGUCGCCUCGCUGCGCGCCCCGCUCCGCGCACCGUAUGGUGGCUAUCGCUGGUUCGAGGGGUACAGCUCCGCGCCCGAGCCGCGGGCGCUGGAGAGCAGCAUCGCCGCCGCGACCGACAUGCUCUUUGACUUCAUCGAAGCGGCGCCAGAGGCGCUCGGGACAGACCCGGCGCGCGUGUAUUUGCUCGGCUGGUCGCAGGGCGCCACGAUCGCGUGGUCCGCGCUGCUGAGCAAGUGGCCGCGGCCCUCCUUCAUCGCCGGAGCGCUCGCGCUCUCCGGCCGGCUGAUGCCCGAGCUGCUGCAGCCGAGCACACCGCUGGGGCAGAGGGCGGCGCCGCGGGAGCAGCUGCGCGGCGUGCCGGUGCUGGCCACGCACGGAGGGCAGGACAUGGUGACGCCCGUCUCGUAUGGCCAGGCUAACGCGCGCCUGUUUGCCGACUGGCAGCGGGGCGGCGAGGGGAAGGGGGAGGGGUCGCUGUCGUUCCACGAGCUGCCUCACGACGGCCACCAGUUCUCGCGCAAGUGCCAGGAGCUCGCGCACGACUUCCUUUCUCAGCACCUCGCUUGA